This is a messenger RNA of Cantharellus anzutake, 492 nucleotides long. RefSeq names its product P-loop containing nucleoside triphosphate hydrolase protein. Gene Ontology annotation, molecular function: 3'-5' DNA helicase activity; four-way junction helicase activity. Gene Ontology annotation, cellular component: chromosome; cytoplasm. The record is from RefSeq and is a predicted model, not a curated record. The transcript is spliced from 2 exons. Gene Ontology annotation, biological process: double-strand break repair via homologous recombination. The annotation marks the transcript as partial. NCBI's taxonomy places the organism in Eukaryota, Fungi, Basidiomycota, Agaricomycetes, Cantharellales, Hydnaceae.
AGAUCGAAUGAUAGACCGAAUGUUCACCUUUCCGUCUGCCCAAUGAAGUUUACACUCCAAAGCUGUUUUGAUCUGGCUUUCCUGCUUCCACUGGAUGCAAAGGUAGAUGAUCAGGCAUGGAUAGAUGCAAAUAUCUCACCGUUCUUGGUAUACUGCAAUUCUCGCGUUGAUACAAUACGAACCGCCAGAUUCUUGCGAUCUCGCUUGCCACAGAGUCACCGAGAUCGGGUUGUGUGGUAUCAUUCUGGAAUGUCAGACACGUUCAAAGUGGACAUUGAAGCGAAGUAUAAAUUGGGAAAAAUAUGGGGGAUUUGCUGUACAGAUGCCUGCAGUAUGGGUCUUGACUUAUGCCAAGUGAAAGUCGUGGUUCAGUGGCGAGUUCCCAAGAGCCCCAAUACACUCGUUCAGCGCUUCGGUCGGGCAGGUCAUGACGGCUCCAUCCAAGCGAUUGCCAUCUUGAUUGCAGAGAAGGCUUAUUUCUCAAAGCCAAGA